AAUACCAUUUUGUUAUCAUAUUCUCUAAUGUGCGUUAAAAAUGAAAACGUCAAACAACUUUGUAGAAUGUUUCGAAUGAUAAUAUUAGUAAAUACGAUGAGAAAUUGAAUGAGAAAAACGAUUUUAAUCGUUUUUUUCUACAUAAAAAUUAAUAAACUAUGCCAGUUUUGCUAUUGACAAUUAAUAUGAUAUGAUCAUGGCGGAAUCUACGAAGAAGACGGAAAAUGAUAAAGUUAAGUGUAAAAUUUUAAUUGUUGGAGCUGGAAUGGCUGGACUAUCAGCUGCAAAUCAUUUAUUAAAAAAUCACGAAACCGAUUUCUUGAUUGUCGAAGCACGAGGUCGAAUAGGUGGUCGUAUAGUUGCUACCAAAAUCGGCAAUGAAAAGGUAGAAUUAGGAGCAAAUUGGAUCCAUGGAGUCCUAGGGAACCCAAUGUUUGAAUUAGCUAUGGCAAAUGGAUUAAUAGAUAUUAUACGUGUACCAAGGCCUCAUAAAGUUGUAGCUGCUAUGGAAGAUGGAAAACAAUUACCUUUCCCAAUUUUGCAAGAAAUUUAUGAAGCUUAUGUAUGUUUUUUAAGAAGAUGUGAGGAAUAUUUUUUAAGUACUUAUAGUCCCCCAGAUGGAAUAAAUAGUGUUGGAGCACACGUGGCAUUAGAAGCUGAAAUAUAUUUAUCCACCUUACUACCUGAAGAAAGAAAAAUUAGGCAAUUGUUAUUUGAUUGCUUACUUAAAAGAGAAACCUGUAUUACUGGCUGUGAUAGUAUGGAAAAUGUUGAUUUGUUGGAAAUGGGUUCGUAUGCAGAACUUCAAGGUGGAAAUAUUAGUCUUCCAGAUGGAUAUAGUGCUAUAUUAGAACCAGUUUCAAAGCAUAUACCAAAAAGCAGCAUUUUGACUAAACAUGUUGUCACUAAAAUUAGGUGGCAAAAAAAGAAAUGUAUGGACAAUGAAAAUUUUAAUAACUGCUCUAAUACAAACCCAUCUAUUGAAAUACAGUGUGAAAAUGGGAAAACAAUAUUAGCUGAACAUGUGAUUUGUACAUUGCCAUUAGGAGUACUUAAGGAAAAAGCUAAUGAUAUAUUUGAACCAUCCUUACCAAAUUAUAAAUUUGAAGCUAUAAAUAGACUUCUAUUUGGUACUGUAGAUAAAAUAUUUUUAGAAUAUGAAAGACCAUUUUUAAAUCCUGGUGUAUCAGAAGUAAUGCUUUUAUGGGAUGACCGAGGAUUGUCGGAAGAAGAAAAGCAAGAUAUCAGUAAAACAUGGUUCAGAAAGAUCUAUUCAUUUACAAAAAUUUCAGAAACUCUUUUGCUGGGUUGGAUAUCAGGAAAAGCUGCUGAAUAUAUGGAAAAAUUAAGUGGAGCAGAAGUGGCAGAGAUAUGUACAUCAAUAUUGAGGAAAUUUCUUAAUGAUCCAUUUGUACCAGCACCAAAAAAUUGUUUACGCACUUCAUGGCAUUCACAACCAUAUACACGUGGCUCCUACACUGCUAUGGCUGUUGGUGCAAGUCAAUUAGACAUUAAAUGUUUAUCUGAGCCUAUAGUGCAAGAAGAUGAUCCUUCAAAAAUUAUAAUAACAUUUGCUGGUGAACAUACACACUCUUCCUUUUACAGUACAGUACAUGGGGCAUAUCUAACUGGUCGAACUGCUGCUCAAGCACUUUUAGAAUCAAGAAAAAAUGAAAAGAAUUCAUUGAGUCUUAGUUGCGAAGAUACAAGUGAUCUUAGUUCAUGGAUACAAGGAAUUUCCUUAAAUUAAAUAGCUAUUUAAAGAAAAGAAAAUAAAAGAAGAUGAAUCGAAAGUCCUCUAUAUUGAAAUUUUCACACAAUUGAGCACAAUUUAUUAUCGUGGUAUGAAGAAUAUUUUACACACUGUCGAUUUGAUGACAAUUGUGAUUUAUAAAUGUUUAGUAUUAACGCGAAAUCUUGUGAACUAUUUUAAUUUUGUAAAUACUAUAGCGAAUUAUUUAUAUUAUGUACAUAAAAUGCCUGUUUAAGAUUUUAAGACUUUAUAAAUAUGUACUUACGAUUUUAUCUACUAUCAUACUUUUCUUCUUGGAAGGUAACUGGAAAGGGAUGAUAGUUUUAAAAUCGUAUCACAAAAUGAUGCUUCAUUUUAUGGAAUCACCUACAACAUGAAUUAUAAAAAUUUUAUAUAUUUAAUGCUAUCGAA
Molecule: messenger RNA, 2164 nt
Organism: Apis florea (little honeybee)
Lineage: Eukaryota; Metazoa; Arthropoda; Insecta; Hymenoptera; Apidae
Product: peroxisomal N(1)-acetyl-spermine/spermidine oxidase
Molecular function (GO): polyamine oxidase activity
Source: RefSeq, a predicted model, not a curated record